This is a messenger RNA of Cetraspora pellucida, 480 nucleotides long. The record is from the annotation of a GenBank genome assembly. Lineage: Eukaryota; Fungi; Glomeromycota; Glomeromycetes; Diversisporales; Gigasporaceae.
AUGAACCUGAAGCAAGAAAAGAUACAAGAAGUUACAGAAGUACUCGAUGGUUCCGAAUAUGUUACAUUUUCCUAUAUGAUCCCCUCUAUUUUAGGAUUAAUAAAUAAGUUAGAUUGCUCUACAGACUAUUCUAAUGAAUCGAAUGAUAUAAAUUUUGAAACUCCUGACCUAGCAUUCGAUGAUAAUAUUGGAUUUGUUGAUGCACAGAAAGAGGAAGAAGCAAAAGCUGUACUUCGAGAAAAAUAUAACAAUAUUAAAUCACUUCAUCAAUCUUUACUAACCUUAAUAAACCAGCCUUUAGAUUUUAUUGAAGAGCAACUUUUAGUUGAAAAUAGUCGGAAAGAACUAUACCAAAUCUAUCAAAAAACAUUCAUCAAAUUAAUUUUUAUGCACAAUACUGUCGAUGAGCCAAUUGAUGAAAUUAGUUAUUACCUUUCUUUACCUGAUGCUUCCUACAAUCAUAAUCCUUUUCAUUGGUAG